This is a messenger RNA of Aplysia californica (California sea hare), 3018 nucleotides long. RefSeq names its product heparan-sulfate 6-O-sulfotransferase 2. NCBI's taxonomy places the organism in Eukaryota, Metazoa, Mollusca, Gastropoda, Aplysiida, Aplysiidae. Gene Ontology annotation, molecular function: heparan sulfate 6-sulfotransferase activity. Gene Ontology annotation, cellular component: membrane. The record is from RefSeq and is a predicted model, not a curated record.
CACUGUCUGUUGAUGUGCCGUAUUCUCAGAGAUCAGAGGACACACACCACACACAAGAGCAGUUAGAAAUACCACUGUCACAAAACUCGAAAACGAUGACUUAAUCCGCGUAUACCUACCUAGUAAUUGGCUUUGUAAUGUUAUUUUAGUUGGAUUGAUUUAUCUGCCUCUUUAGCUCUCAGAUCAAACUAAAUUUUAGUAAGUUUGAGGCUCACUUUUCCUUCUAUUUUAUGAUUUCUCAAAACGUGUUUAGAAAUGGCGACGGAAAACACGACCGUGCAGAUGUCUGGUUUGUGGAUUCAGCCUUCUCGCCCACUCCUUACACCUUUGGAAGACAAAUCGCCCAGUAUAUUCUUCAAGUGCCAAGGAGUUCACAGCUACUUCGUGAAUGCUUCAGUGUUGUCUUUUCUUACGACGGUAAACGUAUGAGAAGGUUCUCCCAGCGGACUGCAAGGAAUCUUUGGAGAUGGGAAGAAUUGUUUAUUGCCCUUAUUGUAAAGAUAAUAUCAAAAUGCGGGGACUCUGUGGAACCCUAGUCACAUGAACAUCAACAAGUCGGACAUAAUUGUAGUGCUGCACAUACAAAAAACUGGGGGUACAACGUUCGAAACAAACUUGGUUGUCCACACGGUGGUCAAUCCUGGAUGCAAGUGCCUUACUGUGAUAAGCGGUCCCCAUAAACUCCAAAGACCCAAAUGUGACUGUUUAAACGCCAAGGGUCAAGUCUGGCUGUUCAAUCGGUGGACAGUUGGAUGGCCAUGUGGUCUACACGCGGACUUCACAGAAAUGUCUACAUGCGUGGACCCGUGGUUCAGGGACAGAGAAGGCGAACUGACUCGAGUCCGAAGGUACCAUUACGUGACCAUGUUACGAGAACCGGUGGAGAGGUUUGUGAGCGAGUGGAGACACGUGAGGUCAGGGGCCACGUGGGAGUCCACACGGCUGUUCUGUGACGGGAGGUCUGCCACGGCCAAAGAGGUCCCGCCUUGUUAUAAGGGAGACACCUGGCGGGGAGUGGCCUUCAAGGAAUUUGUCAACUGUAGAUCCAACUUGGCAUUCAACCGUCAAACAAGAAUGCUGGCCAACCUGAGUCUGUCCGACUGUUACAGACUAAGCUCUAAUCUCACCCUGGAGCAAAGAGACGCCAUCAUGCUUGCUAGCGCUAAACGCAAUCUGGCAAACUCCUUCACUUUCUUUGGACUUCUUGAGUAUCAAGCGGAGAGUUCUCUACUUUUUCAGGAAACGUUCCCGGGGAUCAGAUUUAAGGAAAACGUCAUUGAGAACCAUAACACGAAAGGAGAACGCCAUGCCCAUCUGUUGCCUGUCAUUGACCUACAGCGGGUGAUACAAUCCAAUCAACUCGAUGCAGACUUAUAUCAGUUUGCAAAAAGCCUGUUUUUUCACAGGCUGGACCAAGCGAAUAUUCGUUAUGACAAAAUGCCUUCGACAAAGAAAUAGAGUUCGUAUUAUUAUAGUUUGCGUUGACAUUCUGCUUUUGUAACAUUAAUAUGUGAUAGUCCACACAAAUAAAGACAAGCAUAUUUAGUGGUCGUAUUAUAGAAUGCCUUAGUGAGGUAAAAGGAAGUGAUGACUUGUCUAGUACGUUUUGUGUGAAUUUUUUUGUCAAAGGAUUGUUAAAAGCGCAUACUUUUUUGAAGUGGAAAAUAAUUACAUGCGGAAUGGCUUGGGUUUAAUAUCCCGUCAGUUCAACAUUGUAAAGGGUGAGACUUCCGAAUAUAGCGUUCAUUGCAGACAAUGGCGGGCCAAAAAAGGCGGAGAACCUCCACAAAUUCCCAAACAAUCCAAGUUCCAGAACGUCUACAUGGGGAACUAGAGGUAGAUCUAUCAGUACAUUUUUCCUUUUAUUUGACACAUCAAGGUUACACCACACAGCAAUAAAACUACCUCCAAGUUAUUUUAAUCUUAAGGCCCCAAAACCGAAUGAUAUUAAAAAUUCUGGUAACACAUAAACACAAAGGGCAGCCAAGGCAAUUUGUAGUCAUGUAUUUUACAGAAACAAAAAGUUAUAUAAUAUCUGUUAUUGUGAGCCUGUUUCCCCAAUAGUACUACGUAGAACUAUUUGGGUCUAUGAACCUUUUUUCCGGGAUGACAGGCUAAUGAACGUGGCAAUUGACUUUCUCCGCACCUCACUUCACGGCUGCUGAAAAGUAUCUUUGGUAUUUUUUUCCAGCUGAGCUUCGUAUUUAAACCAUUUCAUAACAUAGUAUCUAAUAUUGAUAUCUAUAAUUGUGCAGUAAAGAGAGUGUCUCGUCUGUCGUGAGAGUGGUAAGUAUCCCCGUACGUCGCAAGAGAGACCAGGUUUCGAUUCCCCGCCUGGAAGGGUUGUUUGUCUUGAUAUUGAGACAGAAGAACGAGAGAGAGAGAGAGAGAGAGAGAGAGAGAGAGAGAGAGAGAGAGAGAGAGAGAGAGAGAGAGAGAGAGAGAGAAAGAGAGAAGAUAGAAGAUAGAGACACAGAGGCUGGUUGAAAAGACUGGAACAGAAAGACGUACUGAGAAGAAGAGGAGCUAUAUUAUAAAUGUAAAAAAAUAAGGAGGAAACAAUUUUCAUAGAGUCUGCAAUUAAUUUCUUUAAUGCUAAUUAGAUAUUGUUCAUUUCGUAGAAUUGGGAGUUUCCAAGUAUUUCUGUGUUGUGCAAACAAUACUGAUCUUUCGUUGCAGUUCUUUUAAAAAGAAUUUAGAUUUUAGUCAGGCUGCACAACUCCUACUACCAUCUUUCCAAUCUAUUGUAUGAUUAUUUUGAUUAAUGUUAGCCAUAUCAAUGUUGUUGUUUUAAUCAUCAUCCUCAUCAUCAUCAUCAUCAUCAUCAUCAUCAUCAUCAUCAUCAUCAUCAUCAUCUUAACGAUCAGUCAAUGUUCAGCAAAAUGGCCAUAGGCAACAUCUGAAGGCAUUGUUGCUGGUACUGACGUCAUCAUUGUAAACACUUUCAAAAUAAUUGUUUGGGCUGAUCUUUUCGAAUGAGUAAAAAGAUUAAUAAAUACGUUUGAGUUAUGAGCUACA